AUGCUGGAGUCGACCUGCCGGGCCUACUACGACCUGCAAGGAGUCCAGCUCCGUCCCGCCCCGGAUAUUGUCAUGACGACCCACGAGGCUCGCGUGGAGGAGAGCGCACCGGAACGGUCUGGGAAUAUGAUGGAGCGGGCGGCACAGAGAAGAGCAGAAGUGGUAGAGGGGCAGAGAGACGUUCAUGCUGCAAACCGGGAUGCAAAUCCAAGAGUGGGGGAAAUAUCAUAUUCCCGGCGACCUACACCGGGGGGUGCUCUGCUGAGUGGCCCGAUAUCAUGGACAGCCCGUGCGGACGAGCGUGUUAGCUCUGGGGCUAGGCAGCUCAGGUUUGCAGAUCGGCUUAGGAGGCCGUCGGAACGCGUAGCACAGACGGAGACGGACUUGGCAAGUGUAGCAGAUGAAGGCGAGGAGGGUGUAGAAGAUCCACAACAACCAAGUCAGGUCGAACAAGCAGAGGAGAAGUGGAGGAAGGCGGCUGAUGAUAAGCGGACGGCAGAAGCAGAAGCCAAGAGAAGACGGGCUGAAGAGAGGCAACGGUGCCGUGAUGGCGCCACCGACCCUACCGUGUAUUUCAGGGGAACAGAAGUCAUACGUCAAGCAUGGGAGCGUGGGGCACGAGCCGCUGCAAGGGCACACGUGGGAGUGGCAGGAGGAGAGGAGCUCGCCAGCAAUGUGCGGCAGCAUACCGGGGAGGAUACGGGUUACGUGAAUGUUCGCUUGCCCAGAGUAAAGCGGAAAGCGGCUGAAGAGGCCCGGAGAGAGGACGUCGACGACCCAGAGGAUUCGGGAGAGGCGCAUAUGAAGGCGCAGAGCAACGUUGGUGGAAAGACUCAUAAGAGUAAGGAGGUAGAGGCGCACAAGAAAGCAGAGGAUGCGGCCCAUCGGUUCGCGGAGGCAGAGGCGCAACAUACGGCGGAGGAAGAGCCGCCGAAGGAAGCAGAGGCGGCGGCGCAGCAGAAGGUGGGUGCAGAGGCGGUCAAGACUGCGAAGGCAAAGGAAUCAGAGGCAGCGGCGCAGCAUGAAGAUGAGGCAGCAGCGCCGAAAAUGGCUGAAUCAGAGGCGCAGAAGGAAUCAGAGGCAGCGGCGCAGCAGAAGGAUGUGGCAGCGGCGCCGAAAAUGGCUGAGGCAGAGGCGAAUAAGGAAUCAGAGGCAACAGCGCAGCAUGAGGAUGAGGCAGCAGCGCCGAAAAUGGCUAAAUCAGAGGCGCAGAAGGAAUCAGAGGCAGCGGCGCAGCAGAAGGAUAAGGCAGCAGCGCCGAAAACGGCUGAGGCAGAGGCGCAGAAGGAAUCAGAGGCAACGACGCAGCAGAAGGAUGAGGCAGCAGCGCCGAAAAUGGCUGAGGCAGAGGCGCAGAAGGAAUCAGAGGCAGCGGCGCAGCAUGAGGAUGAGGCAGCAGCACCGAAAAUGGCUGAAUCAGAGGCGCAGAAGGAAUCAGAGGCAGCGGCGCAGCAGAAGGAUGUGGCAGCAGCGCCGAAAAUGGCUGAGGCAGAGGCGCAUAAGGUUUCAGAGGCGGCGCAGCAUGAGGAUGAGGCAGCAGUGCCGAAAAUGGCUAAAUCAGAGGCGCAGAAGGAAUCAGAGGCAGCAGCGCAGCAGAAGGAUGAGGCAGCAGCGCCGAAAACGGCUGAGGCAGAGGCGCAGAAGGAAUCAGAGGCAGCGGCGCAGCAGAAGGAUGAGGCAACAGCACCGAAAAUGGCAGAGGCAGAGGCGCAGAAGGAAUCAGAGGCAGCGGCGCAGCAUGAGGAUGAGGCAGCAGCGCCGAAAACGGCUGAGGCAGAGGCGCAGAAGGAAUCAGAAGCAGCGGCGCAGCAGAAGAAUGUGGCAGCGGCGCCGAGGACAGUAUCGGAGGCAGAGGCGCUGAAAAAGGCGGCAGCGGAGGCGGAGAAUCUCAUUGAGGCAGACGCGCGAGAGAAGGCGGAGGCGGAGGCGCAAAACAGGGCGGGGGCAACUGCACCCAAGGAGGUUGAUGCAGCUGCGCAGAAGAGGGCAGGUGGUAACACACAUAAGAAGGCGGAUGAUGAGGUGCGGAAUAAGGCAGAAGCAGCGGCGCGGCAGAAGGCGGAGGCAGAGGAGCAGAAACAGGCUGCGGAAAAGGCGCAAAAACUGGCUCGGGCAGAAGCGCGGAAGAAGGCUGAUGUAGAGGCGUGGCAGAAGGCGGAGGGUGAUGCGCAGAAGAUGGCAGAGGUCGAGGAGCAGAAGCAGGCUGAGGCAGACGCACAUAAGAAGCCAGAUGGAGAGGAGCGGGAAACGGCGGACUCAGAUCAGCAUGAGAAGGCAGAGGGACAAGCGCAGAAGGGUUCAUAUGGGCAUAAAAUGGUACAAGCAGAGGGACAGGAUACGGCGGGUGCUGAGGAGCACAUCAUCGCAGAGGCAGAGGGGCAGCAUAACGAGGAGGCAGUGUCGCAGGCAUUCGCAUACCGAGAGACGCAGAGCAUGGCAGAGACAGAGCGUCAAAAUACUAUGGAGGAGGCUCGUGUGGUCCCGAAGGCUGGAGUGAGGCACAGCGAGGGAGAUGCGCUGGAAACAGAAGAGGAGCAGGCUGAGGAGGAUACGACAUUCUGUAACUUGGCGGCCCGCAACAGCAGCAUCAGUCGUGACGUGGCCGAUCUGACAGUCCAUUACUGCCGUGACGCCCUGGCCAACCUGGAAGAGGUCCGCCAUGGAAACGAGGAAUGGCGGCGCCAAGCAGAAACGGCGGCCAGGUUUCGCGAGCAGAUGGACACGAGACUCUCCAACUUGCGGGAAAGUAUACAAAGGGUGAGUGAUCAGGUUCGCAAGUCGGAAGGGGGGAUGGCGGAGGGCACAUUAAAGGGGGUGGAAGAGAGAUUGAGAGAGGUUCUGAGAGAAGACUCUGAGCGGCGGAAGAGGGAUAGACUGCAAGACGAGGAGCGGAGGCAGAAGGCCACAAGGAAGGAAGCAGACGCUGCAGAGAGACGGAAGAAGGAACAACAACAGGAGGAAGAGCGUCGGCAGAAGGAGAUGAGAGAGGGAAUGAAGGAGAUGAAGGAGGCGAUGAAGAAGGAGAUGAAGGCAGAAAUGAAGGAGAUUACGGAUGGGAUGGUAAACCAGAUGGUGGAGAGGUUGUGCGAAGUUCUGCGAGAAGAAUCAGAGCGGCAGGAGAAGGCGAGGCAGGAGGACGCGGAGCGGCGGGAACAGCAGGACGAGAAGAGGAAACAGGCAGACGACGUGGAGAGACAGAGGCAGAAGAAACAGCUGGACGAGGAAGGCCGGAAGGAGGAGGAGGAGAAGAGGAAGGAAGCAGAGGCCACAGAGCGGCGGAGGAAGAAGAAACGGCUGGGCGAAGAGCGGCGGCAGAAGGAGAUGGAGGCGGAAAUGAAGGAGAUGAUGGAGGUUCGGCGGAAGGCGGAGAAACAUCAGGUGGAGGAGCAGCGGCAAAAGGAGGAGCAGAUUAGGAAGGCAGCGGAAGGAGAGCGUCGACAGAAAGAGGAGGCGCAGAGGAAGGAGGCAGCGGAUGCCGAGCGGCUGGAGAGGGAGAAACAGCAGGAGAUGAAGCGCCGGCAGAAGGAGGAGGCGCAGAGGAAGGAGGCAGAGGAGGCCGAGCGGCAGGAGAGGGAGAAACAGCAGGAGAUGGAGCGCCUGCAGAAGGAGGAGGCGCAGAGGAAGGAGGCAGAGGAGGCCGAGCGGCAGCAGAGAGAGAAACAGCAGGAGAUGGAGCGCCUGCAGAAGGAGGAGGCGCAGAGGAAGGAGGCAGAGGAGGCUGUGCGGCAGCAGAGGGAGAAACUGCAGGAGAUGGAGCAGCUGCAGAAAGAGAAGGCACUGAGGAAGGAGGCAGAGGAGGCCGAGCGGCAGGCGAGGGAGAAACUGCAUGAGAUGGAGCGCCUACAGAAGGAGGAGGCGCAGAGGAAGGAGGCAGAGGAGGCCGAGCGGCAGCAGAGGGAGAAACAGCAAGAGAUGGAGCGCCUGCAGAAGGCGGAGGCGCAGAGGAAGGAGGCAGAAGAGGCUGAGCGGAAAAGCGGGUUCUCUCAACGGGGCGAGGGAGCAUUGCAGAAGUGGACGUCGGAGCAGACCGUCGGCGGCCGGAAGCGGAACCUCAGCUCUCACAAAACGGUGUGGGAGAGGGCUUACACGGUCGCAGUCUGCUGGAAGUUCUUCUUCCCGAACAUUGACAUGCAGGCAUACGGAAUAAAUCCAAACUGUAUAAACAAGUGGCGGGAAGAUCUCGACUUCACCACAUGGCUUCCAACAGGGGUGUGGAGCGUCCUCAACGAGCUCCACCUCCACAAACCGGACGGAUACUCACUCGUUCAAACCAACACGGCUCAUCGGCAGCAGCAGGGGGAUGGCUUUCAGGUAGCUGCCUGCGCUGGUGUUGGAAUAACUGCGUGGCAGAAGAUCGUGGGAGGCGUGGAGGGUGAAAACGGCUAUUCGACAGAAGAACACGCAGUCAGACUCGCCGCCACGUUAUCUAUACUGUGGGAUGCCUCCACGAAUGUGGACCGAACCCAGUGGCAGACGGGCGCAACAUCUGUUGCGAGAGGAACUUCUACGGCAAUGGCAACUUCUGCUGCCAACUCGGUCCCUGCUGCCACGGCCUCGUCUGCUGCCGCGUCAUCUUCUGCAGCAGCCGUGUCAACUGCCGUCCUCGAUGCCCUUGCGACGCUUGCAGCCUCGGUUGCUUGCGUUGCAGUUGAGGCGAUGAGGUCGGUCGAGGAUCAAGGGCAUGACAAGGAAGCGUGGAUUGUGCCCCUGUCGAAUGCGCUGCUGAAAGCGCUUCCGGCAGAGUCGCAAGCGGGCGGGGAUACGAAGCGGAUGACGAGGGUGGUGGCAAAGGUGGUGACCUCUUGGUGCCUAUGCAGCAUGGCAUCAAGAGGGCUUCGCCAGCACCAGGGCGUCAGCCUCGGAGUCCUGCAGAAGAAAUUGGGCAGCCGGGACACUACAACCGGAUCGGAUAAGGAGAAGAAGACCAAGAAGUCGUCCGCGAAGGGGAACGCGACAAAGGAGGCAUCGACGGAGGAGAACACCAGCCUCGGCGGGCAGGAGUGA
Molecule: messenger RNA, 5004 nt
Organism: Closterium sp. Yama58-4
Lineage: Eukaryota; Viridiplantae; Streptophyta; Zygnematophyceae; Desmidiales; Closteriaceae
Source: the annotation of a GenBank genome assembly